Molecule: messenger RNA, 3468 nt
Organism: Scomber scombrus (Atlantic mackerel)
Lineage: Eukaryota; Metazoa; Chordata; Actinopteri; Scombriformes; Scombridae
Gene: c16h6orf62
Product: chromosome 16 C6orf62 homolog
Exons: 5
Coding region: 1557-2249 (230 amino acids)
Source: RefSeq, a predicted model, not a curated record
UUGGGGAGGCUUGUGGAUCGACGAGCUUGUGUGUGUAUGUGUGUGUGUGUUUGUGCCAUUAUUAGCUAUAAAACAGCAACACACACACACAAAGAAACCAAACGGACACAAACGUUGGACGACUCGCCGUUAACUAUGGGCCCGCCGGGAGACACGCACCGCCACACAUCGACUGAAAGAGCGGAGGAUUUCAGCUGGAUUGUCGAUUUAUCUUGACAUGGCAUGCAGCAGGGCGAGUCGGAGGUUGUGACGACGGAAGAAAAGGAAGAGAAAGAAAAACAAGCGCAGCAAAACACCUCGAAACUUCAGACGUGAAGGAGGGGAAAGAGAGAAAGGGAAAACAAAUAAGAGGGGAAAGAUUUUGUUAAGGUUGUGUUUUUUAGUCGUUUGGUUGGCUUGUUGAAUUAUCUUAAUUAUCCGUCGAUGAAGUUGUUGACAAGACACGACUGGUAGCAACAACAAAAAAAGCUAAAAAGAAAAAAUGCUGAGCACAGGCAAAACCAGCUAGGUCAGUCAACCCCCUGCAGGUCUCUUGACUCUCACAGCACUGGCAGUCAUAUUGAAGCAAGCGAGAAAAUGUAAACGCGUGAAAAGAUGACUGUACGCUAGCUAGCCAACCAACACACAGGCCUCAAUUAAGCCAAGCCGUCAAGAAGAUAAGAUGUAGCUUUAUCGUCGGUUCACUACUAGUUAGUGUCUGAGAAGUGAAUGCCUAGAUUAGCUUGCUAGCUAGCUCACCUUAGCUAGUGUGCUAAAAAUACGCCCGCAUCAUGACUAUCAGCAGUGGCAGCACCGCGGGCCGUGGGCCAAAUGAGUGGCAGUAAAAAGUCAAGGAAAUGUCAAGUUACUUUCGCAGUAGUCUUCGAUGUUACCCGGUGCCAAUAUCUCCUGGCAUCUGUAUUUAUCUGCCAUGUUCGUCUGUAUCCCCAACCUGUCUGUAACACGCAAAUAACGCUCGACAAGAGAAACAAACACACACACAAAAAAAGACAGCCAUGGAUGAGGGGACUUUGAAAUGACCCAAUUAGUAGAAUAUUUGUCAGCUUGCUAGUCUCUGUAGUCCUCAAUUUCACUAGCAAAAAAAUAAUAUAUAUCGCCGAUAUGGGGUUUUUAUAGUAGCAGCUGCUUCUGUUCAUUUCAGUAACAUCUACAGAAGGAAAAGUCAAGUCAAAUUUGAGUUGCUCUUUCAUUUAAAUCUCCGUUGUAAUCCUGUGUCGAUGGCAGGUUGAAAACAAGCUCAUUUGGCUUUAAAGUCAUGUCUUAAAACAUGGAUUUUUGAAUAAGUAAUAAGGAGAUGUAGUCUUAGCUUGUUGAUCAUUCCCCUCCUCAACACUGCCCUUUUUACAAAAAAAAAUUAAAAUGACUUAGUUUUCUUUUAGAUUUGCUGACCUUUUCAGUUGGUAGUUAGUGGGUAUUUCACAGAUCUAGAGUUGUUUGAUGCGUUGUUUCUGCAAAGGGUAGCUCGCUCCAUCCUUUAUCCAACGUAUAAAUACAAAAUAGAGAGUGUAGACAAAAAUAUUCUGCACAAGAGAAGACGCUGCCAUCAAAAUCUAACCAUGGGAGACCCAACUUCACGAAGAAAUCAAACAAGAAGUCGACUUCGAGCUCAACUGCGGAAGAAAAGGGAAUCUUUGGCUGAUCAGUUUGACUUCAAGAUUUAUAUAGCCUUCGUUUUCAAAGAAAAGAAAAAGAAGUCUGCACUUUUUGAGGUAGCUGAAGUGGUGCCAGUGAUGACUAACAACUAUGAAGAAAACAUCUUACGAGGUGUGCGGGAUUCCAGCUACUCUUUAGAGAGUUCGAUAGAACUCCUGCAAAAAGACGUUGUGCAACUACACGCCCCCCGAUACCAGUCGAUGCGAAGGGAUGUGAUAGGCUGCACACAGGAGAUGGACUUCAUCCUUUGGCCACGCAAUGAUAUUGAGAAGAUUGUCUGUCUGCUGUUCUCCAGAUGGAAGGGGGCUGAUGACGAACCCUUUAGGCCUGUUCAGGCCAAGUUUGAAUUUCAUCAUGGAGACUAUGAGAAGCAGUGCUUGCAUGCUUUGGGUCGUAAAGACAAGGCUGGAAUGGUCAUGAACAACCCAACUCAGUCUGUAUUUCUCUUUAUGGAUAGACAGCACUUACAGACUCCUAAAACCAAGGCCACAGUUUUCAAGUUGUGCAGCCUCUGCCUGUACUUGCCCCAGGACCAGCUGACCUGCUGGGGUGUUGGAGACAUCGAGGAUCACCUCCGACCAUACAUGCCUGAUUAAGGCUUCCUGCUCCACCCAGCCACAUAGGGAAAAGCCCUUCCCCCACCCUCCUGCCUAAGCCUUCAGAAGCAAAUUGAUGUACUCAUCUCCACCAGUUUUCCUUUAAAAAAAGAUUUGAACUUGUGCUUGGAUCUCUCCUUUUUUGUUAACUACUCGUUCUCCCUCCCUGACCUGAAGCUGAUUCAGUUCCCAUCCUUGUUUUCCCUCACGCUCCCAAUGUUCCUCCUCUUCUCUCUGCCAUUUUUGGAUUGGUUCCCCAGUUGUUGUUUUUUAUUUCACUCCCUCUUCAUUCCCUUCUACUCACUCAUCCAGUUUUGUUUAUUUGAACCUGCACGAACAUUGAUUUUGAGUGGUUGGUUGUUCUCUUGGAGCCGCACUGUCAACAGCACCGGUCAUUGAAGGAACUCUUUAUGUUGCAUCAAAACAGGAACAAACAAUACACAGGUCUUCACGGUGGUUCUCAGAUGGACGUGUUUUAUAUCCUUGUUGUCAUAAGAAAGGAUUGUUAAAGCUUGUAAUGUCAAUGGGGUUUCUAGAACAACUUUAUACAAUCUUUUGACCAAGGACAGGUGUGAAUAGGUGUUAAAACACCCGUGUAAGCAAAGAUAACAAGAUGAACAAUGUUUGUCAAAUCAUAUGGUGUAGGUAUUGCUUCUUAUAAACCGCCUUAGUUUUUUGCUGGACUUUUAAAGAAAUGUUUUGGUGUCAUUUGCUUUCCUCUGAAAAUUGCUAGGCAGGCCUUUGCUAAAAUCUUGAGUGACUUGAAAGGCAUUGUACACAAAGUUGAGACAUGUUGGUUAGAUGUUGAAGGUCAUUGUCACCGUUCAAGCCGUUCAUGCACUAUUUCAUUUAAGCUACUGAAAUCUGAUGUUUUAUGUUUUUGUUUUAUUUGGGAUGUGGGUUGGUGAGAAACUGAAAUGGUGACAUACUUUUGUUUAAACUUAACUUACCUAACACAAGUUGCUGAAGCUAACUGAUUUUUUGUUUUUGUUUAAUUUGACCUACUAAAAUUAAGGAUAAUUUGCUGCCAUGCUCAUCAAAUUAAAAUUGGGGUUUGCAGGCUUUACUUGUCAAAGAAUAUGAAGUACAUAGUACAAAUAAUUUGUUGAUUCAGUGUGUUCAGUUGAAAGGGUAUAAGGCGUGUAACUUCUGGGUUUUUUUCUGUUGAUUCUCAAAUCAAUACUGCUGAGCAUAUCCCAAUACAGUGCAAAUUUUGAAA